Penicillium diatomitis is the source of this 240-nucleotide messenger RNA. RefSeq lists its product as uncharacterized. The record is from RefSeq and is a predicted model, not a curated record. The transcript has a single exon. Lineage: Eukaryota; Fungi; Ascomycota; Eurotiomycetes; Eurotiales; Aspergillaceae. Bases 1 to 240 code for a protein of 79 amino acids.
AUGUCAUCUACUACGGCGACCUACCUCUCCGCAAUGAGAUCUCCUUCCAACUGGAUUGGAAGUCGCGGCCAUGCUCAAGUCAGAAUCCCUGACCGCGAGCUGAUUCCCAGACUUGCUACUGUCACUGUCUGGCGCCCCAACCGUUGUUCGACCCAGGCGCCCCUGGACCGGACAGUGCUCUUCACCGAUGCCCAAAUCUUCAUCAAGCGGACCCGGUUUUUCCCAGAACGAUGUGCAUGA